GAAAAGCAUUGUUUCCUGUUAGUACUUAGUAGUUAGUAGCGACUAUCUUGGCAAGAUUCCAAAAACAAAUUUCACUAAAAAGGAAAAAAGAGCUUGGUAUCCACGCCUUAUUGCUCUCUCUCUAAAGGUUGAGAAGAUGGUAAAUACAUCAAGUUGAUUUUGGGUUUUCGACGUUUCGUGUUCGUAUCUUUCGAUAAUGUCUCGGCUUCUCUCCAAGCUCUCUCCCCUCAUUCACAAGAGCAAGAGCAAGAGCGUUCGUUUGUUUUCAUCGUCCAAGACCGGUCCCUGUGCUUCGAUUUGCAGCGUUGUGGAACCCUCAACGGACGGCGCCGGCAACGGCAACGUCGGAGAAGUCCUGUUGUACGACGUCGCAAAACAAGAGUUAGUUAGAGUGGAAAAAACAUAUCCCGAUGAGCUUUACGACGCACAGUUGGUCGGAGCUUCCCAUGGAUGGGGUUUUUUCUCCAAUAGAGAAGAUCGUUCGUUAGUUAUCAGCGACUUUCUGAACCCAUAUGCUUCCAAGUCAAAACCAAAGAUAGUUCCUCUGCCUCCGUUUACUAGAAUGCCCACUUGCCAAACCGAAGUCGUGUGCAACGUGGCCAUGUCCUCUCCUCCCGAGCCAUAUGACAAAGACUGGGGCGUUGGCAUCAAAUUCUUGGGUAAACAGCUGAGUUUCUGCAGGCCCAACUGUGACCUACGUUGGACUAACAUCCCAACACCUUUUGAGUCUUGGGAUAGCUCAAAUCUAAUGUAUUCCAAGAAAGACGAGAGGUUCUACUUGCUUGCUCCCGGAGGCAACUACUUAUGCUCCUGGGAUCUAAACUUCAAGAAAGAUAACAAGCCUAAGUUCCAUGAGUUGGUGUUGCACAACCUCCCCAAGAUGCCAAGUUCCCGAUGGAAGCGUUUGGAUUCCUUUUGCAGGGAGGAUCACUGGGUGGAGUCACCUUCUGGCGAAUGUUUCCUUGUCAAAUGGUACUCGGAAUACACUCCUAAAGGGUUCAAAGCACCGGCGUUAAUGGUGUUUAGAGAGGAGGACACAGUAAGUGGGAAGAAAAACAUGCGUUAUACAGUGGACAUUGGAGAUCUCUGCAUUUUCAUUUCAAAGGGCGAGGAUUUCUGCGUUGAGGCCAGCUCUUGCAACCUCUACCCUAACUCCAUCUUUUUAAAUGGCCGUAUGCUUGCUGCGCUCAAUAUCACCAACAAAACCACCGGUUGCUAUGAAUAUCCCGAAGGUACACCAGACAGGAUUCCUUACUCCCCGUACUGGCUUCCUCCGUUUUCGAGCUCUAGCUAAGCUUGUGCUGUGUAUUUGCUUCUUCAUUCGUGUUAUUUGUGUGGAUGGUUAUGUCCUGUUGACCGGUUUUGGAUUACUAAGAUAGUAAGAUCUAAUUCAAGAUCAUCUAUGUUCCUUUUUUCUUCUUCUGGAAUUCUUGGCCCCCGU
Messenger RNA from Eutrema salsugineum, 1441 nucleotides. RefSeq lists its product as uncharacterized. Bases 197 to 1294 code for a protein of 365 amino acids. NCBI's taxonomy places the organism in Eukaryota, Viridiplantae, Streptophyta, Magnoliopsida, Brassicales, Brassicaceae. The record is from RefSeq and is a predicted model, not a curated record. The transcript is spliced from 3 exons.